AUGGCGACAUCGCACACGAGUCCUCGGAGAGGGUUCUCAAUUUCGUCACCCUGGGCGUGGGCCAUUGUCCUGCCCUCUAUCACACUUAUUUUCGUCGGCCUUGUCACAAUGUUCCCAUCACUGGCGGGAAUCCCGAGCCACGACAACUCAAAUGUCGAUGUGUCACCUAAAUUAUUCGAAUCGCUAAGCGGGGCCAUACUCGCACCUCUGGGUUUAUCUGCAUCGCGAGGUGCGCCCACGACAGCCUCGUUCCUUGAAUCAAUUACGGCCCGCCGUACUUGGUAUGCACUGGAUAAGACCUUACCAACCACCCAAGAGAGAAUCACGGGGAUUGUUCAGGAUGCAAUGCAAUCGGUCCCAAGCUCAUUCAAUGCACAGUCAAACAGAGCUGUUGUCCUCUUUGGUGCCGAGCACGAGAAGCUCUGGGAUAUCGUGACCGGGGUCCUAAAGACUCGAGUUUCAGAGGAUCAAUGGAUAUCGACCAGUGCGAAAACGGCUGGCUUCCGAGCUGCUGCGGGCACGGUCCUCUUCUUUGUAGACACUGAAGUUGUCCAGAAUUUUGUAGAGAACAUUCCGUCCUACGCGGACCAGUUUCCCAUCUGGGCAACGCAGUCCGAUGCAAUGCUUCAGCAUACAGUCUGGGUUGCGCUAGCCACUGAGGGCUUGGGUGGCAAUCUGCAGCAUUAUAACCCGCUUAUCGACACCAAGGUGGCUGAGGCAUGGGACCUACCGACCAAUUGGCGCUUGACCAGUCAACUUGUGUUCGGUGGGCGAAUCGGACCAACCCCUGAGCCAAAAGAGAAGAAGUCUGUGCAGGAGAAGGUUAGGGUCGUUGGAAUGGCAGGAGGCGCGUAA
Messenger RNA from Neoarthrinium moseri, 855 nucleotides. RefSeq lists its product as uncharacterized. The transcript has 2 exons. Bases 1 to 855 code for a protein of 284 amino acids. The record is from RefSeq and is a predicted model, not a curated record. NCBI's taxonomy places the organism in Eukaryota, Fungi, Ascomycota, Sordariomycetes, Amphisphaeriales, Apiosporaceae. Gene Ontology annotation, biological process: cellular response to oxidative stress.